This is a messenger RNA of Purpureocillium takamizusanense, 3696 nucleotides long. RefSeq lists its product as uncharacterized. The coding region runs from base 1 to 3696 and encodes 1231 amino acids. The transcript has 11 exons. Gene Ontology annotation, cellular component: membrane. Gene Ontology annotation, biological process: arachidonate metabolic process. The record is from RefSeq and is a predicted model, not a curated record. NCBI's taxonomy places the organism in Eukaryota, Fungi, Ascomycota, Sordariomycetes, Hypocreales, Ophiocordycipitaceae.
AUGUACUGCAGUGCGUGCUGGUCCGCGGAGCCAAAGCACAAGCGGCCGGGGCAUGAGCAGUCGGUUCCAGCAGACGCCAUCACCGUCCAUACGACCCUCCGAGUUCGGCUUGAUGAUUUCAUGCUUUUACAGAACCAGUUGGAGAUCGUCAAAGACCAGCAGCGAUUCAGUCAAUGGGAUGAGAAGAGCGAGUGGUUCGGAGUGGCGGCGAAGAAUGCCAAGGGGGACUACAUCCUCAGCGAAGGGCCCGCAUACGAGGGAAUCCUGCAAGAGGCUUGUAGUUCACCGCUCACUUAUCCCACACUUGUGUCAUUUGUCGGAGAAACCGGGUCCGGAAAGAGCAGCCUAAUAAGCCUGCUUAUGAAGUUCUCAUCUUCCCCUUUGCGCAAUCUGCUUACAACCCCGGUUGUUGGGGCAGCGGGAUCGCUCGACUCGACGUCCUCAAAUGUCAAUCUCUACGCCGAUCCGGGAACGUUCCUCUCGGAGAACCCGAUACUGUACGCCGACUGCGAAGGCAUGGAUGGAGACGAAAUCCCGGCUCAGAUGCGCAACACGCCAGGCAAGCCGUCGCCCGGCGAUCUCAAUGGCGAUUCUGAAGAGGCACAGAAUAUCGCUCGGUAUAAUCCCGUGCACAUUGACUGGGACGGGAAGAUGGAAGAUGGCAAGCCCGUGACGAGGAAGCGUAUUGCCAAGACCCUCUUUCCAAGAAUCCUCUACAUCUUCUCGGACGUGGUGGUCUAUAUCCAAUACAACAGACGACGCCUCGAGGACACAGUCCUUCAGCUGGUCAAGUGGGCCCACAACGCGACCGAGCAAGCCUACAAUAAGCCUGUCCUACCUUGUUUGGUCAUCGCGUUCAUGGACCGGGAUGGACAGGUAGACACGGACGACUACGACAUCGACAGCGCCAGGCGAAAUGUAUUCGACAAGCUCAAUGACAUCAGCGGCAUGCAAGAACUCCAGUGGUAUAUCAAUUAUUGGGAGAACAACAAGCAGACGAUCCGUUCAGGGGAAGAUCUUCUCGGCUGCUACUACUCCUCCGUUAGUGUGGUCAACUUUCCCGGCAAGACGCGUCCAACCAAAAUUCACGAGCAGACGACAAAGCUGUACAACCAGAUCGCCCGUGCCUGCAAGGAGUCUCAGCAGCGUCGAGAAGAUGCCUGGAUGAAGCUGAAUGCCGCCACGCUACCUCUAUACAUGCGAAAGGCAUUUACACAUUUCGCGUCAAACUACACAACCCCUUUUGACUUUUCCGACGCUUGGGUAGACCUCCACCAGGUCUCAUUUAACCUUCAAGGGUCAAUCUUCAACUUGGCCACAAAGGUCGGCGAGCUGAGAAAGGUGAGGGGAAUGGGUGUGUGGGAGGAAAUAUCCGGUUUUGUAGCAUCCUGUCUCCUGCUCAAGUGCGCUCGCGAGAAUUACCCAGUAAAAGAGGAAGCCUUACUGCCAGCGAAGGUCUGGGAGCAAUGCUACCAGGCCGCAGAUCAGUACUGGCAGUUGUAUUGGCCCUGUCGGUACACCGACGACGGAUGGGGCCCCUGCAUCAACGGCCCGUCCCGCCAUGUACACCAUCAAGGGCGCGACACAAAAUCCGACAAAAAGGUAGCCAAGGGGAGUCAUGACCCGAGCCACAGCCGCCAGGAACUCCGUAGUAAGUUUCAAAACCUCGUAGAGACGGCCCUGCGAAGCUUGACCAGCGGACUCGGUUCGCUUGGCAAACCUGAAGCGAAGGUGGUGCACUCCUUCACCGGUGAAAUCAGCUCGCUUGUGGAAACACCGAUGAGCCUGAGCCGGGUAUUCCGGGCGCAUAUGAAGAAGAUGAAUGCCUUCUAUAAGGGGCUGGGCAACAUCGACGACUUCGUCAGCCAUUCGACAUGCCUCGCUUGCCUGGACCGGAUCCCUGAGCACUGCCUGCCGUGCGGUCACGUUAUUUGCAGCGCCUGUGUUGCGGCCGCUGGAAAGUCUAUUGAUGGCGGCUUCGUCGAGCUCAAGCGCUGUCCCCUUUUGGAGCACCGCCAAGCAGAGUAUUGGUCCAAGCCUUGGAUCGGAUGCGUCAAGCCUGAGCAGGCUGGGCUGCGAAUCCUGACGCUGGACGGAGGAGGCAUAAAGGGGGUUACGGAACUGGAACUUCUGAUGAGGAUCCAAAAGUGCCUUGGCGAAGUGCCAUUGCGUGAAUUCUUUGAUCUGAUUGUUGGCACGAGUGCCGGGGGAAUCAUUGCCUGCGGACUCGGUCCUGGUGAGAUGGACAUCAGCGAAUGUGCUGCCAAAUUUGAGGGUCUUUCCACGAGGGCCUUUUCCAAGCCCGGCGCGGGAGACAUCCCGGUUGUCGGCACACUGCUGAGCCGGAUGUACUCACUCUUCAACCAGGGCUCCUACAAGACUAAGCCGCUAGAGGACGCUCUGAAGGAGACCUUCCAGAGCCGUGGUCUCUUUGGUGGCGCCUCUGAGUUCACUGCUGUCCCGGUCAAAGUUGCUGUCACGGCAUCAACGCCGCACGGCCGGGCUAUUGUUAUGGGAAAUUACAAUCGGGGGCAUCCCACGCGAGCGUUUUACGAUUUCCAGAGACCGCCGCCAGAUCGAGAAUUGAAACUGUGGGAGGCGGCGAGGGCCACCUCUGCAGCACCGACGUACUUUGCGCCCUUCGCCCAUGAGGGGACGAGACAAGUGUACCUGGAUGGCGGGCUGUGGCAUAACAACCCCAUCAGGAUCGCGGAUGCGGAGAGCAAGGCGAUAUGGCCCCGCAACAAGCAACCCCAUCCCGACAUUGUGCUGUCGAUUGGGGCGGGCUACCACUCGACAGAAUCCACCGCUGCAGACGGCGCGCAAGCUUAUCAUGAGCAGAUCGGGGCCGAGAGUCUCAAGGAUGAGAACGGGUCGACUUGGCGCGACAAAGAUGUCUACGUCAAGUUCCUGGUCGGCGUGGCGCUGAGCCAGAUCAUGAGCAGCCUGAACUCGGAGCGCAUCUGGCAUGAGUGGCUGGAAGCCCGCGCGCCCGAUGCGAGAGCUCGACGUAGAUAUCGUCGGCUGACGGCCGAGCUGGAGCGUCUCGUGAAGUUGGAUGAUGCCUCAACCGAAGGGAUCAAGGCGUGCCGGGAUGCAGUCAAGGCGAUGGACGAUCGCCAGUUCCGGGACAUUGCUGAUCAGCUCAUAGCCUCGUGUUUCUACCUCCACUUUGCCAAAGAAGAUAUUAUGGAGUAUUCGGAUGGGCAUUUUGAGGCUCACGGCGCCAUCAAAUGUCGACUGCGCCCUGAGAGCAUCAGUUUGUUGGGGAAAUACCUCUCGAACCUGUGCACUUCAUCGCCCUAUUUUCGACCGCGCUUCCUCGUCAAAGAGACGCACGAGAACAAGGCAAAGGCGAUACAAAUCGACGAGGCUACCGUCAGCCGGAUGAAAGAGGACAAGUGCUUCAGCCUGACGCACAAGAUUGUCGUCUCGAGCUCCCUGGCCGAGACGGAGAUUUUCCUCGUCCUGCACGCCGACGCACAGACUACGGACAAGAUUCCUCACAUCAGCGGCUUUCCGAGGAAGCUGCAGCACGACUAUGAAGUCGACACAACGCGCACCGUGGGUUCCAUUGACCGAUACUGGCAUCGAAUGUACGAGGUCCUACAUCGAGGUCUCUCGGCGAAGACGCGGACGAAAAGGAUAUAUCACAAGAUCAAGGGCGAAGCACACAAGCAGGGUGCAAUACUUUGA